Staurois parvus is the source of this 337-nucleotide messenger RNA. NCBI's taxonomy places the organism in Eukaryota, Metazoa, Chordata, Amphibia, Anura, Ranidae. The record is from the annotation of a GenBank genome assembly.
UGACAAAAUGGAACCCACCAGCAGUGUGAGGAGACCUGAAAGUGGCACAUGGCAGAGUGUGGCGAUGGAGACCGCAGCAAUGGGAGGCCGUACAGGGACCCAUGACACACUCUGGACCUGGCAGCAGCAUGAGGAGGCGGUACAGGGGCCCAUGACAGAUUACGGGCCUGGCAGCAGCAUGAGGAGUCGCACAUACAGCACCCUAUCACAAAAUGGAACCCACCAACAGUGUAAGGAGACCUGAAAGUGGCACAUGGCAGAGUCUGGCGAUGAAGUCAGCAGCAAUGGGAGGCCGUACAGGGACCCAUGACACACUCUGGACCUGGCAGCAGCAAGA